AUGGCAGUGGAAUUAACACUGGAACAGGUCGCCAUGACUUCAAGCCGAUUGGCUGAUUCGAACAUGCUGCCGAUGGCGUAUGCUCACAUGGGAGAAACACUAAUCACCUCUCACGAGUACGAACUCAACCAGUCCGAAUCGUUGACUUUUCUAUAUAACUUGCUAUAUGAUGACAAGUCGUUGCUUUCCAAAACGGACAUUCUCAGCAUUCUUAACUCGCUCAAGGAGAGAGAAAAUAAUCUCCCGUUCUCCUUCACUGCCUUAGAUGGGUAUAUGAAUGUCCAGGGUGUUAGGCUAGCACCUAGUCUACGCCGAAAGUUCUACCUCGAGCGGUCUCGAAUCGGGAGCUUUUCUUGGUUCAACAACGUGCUAAAUUCUCGCACUGAAGCGUUGAAUGUAAGUUGA
This is a messenger RNA of Sungouiella intermedia, 405 nucleotides long. The record is from the annotation of a GenBank genome assembly. Lineage: Eukaryota; Fungi; Ascomycota; Pichiomycetes; Serinales; Metschnikowiaceae.